Molecule: messenger RNA, 2815 nt
Organism: Rattus norvegicus (Norway rat)
Lineage: Eukaryota; Metazoa; Chordata; Mammalia; Rodentia; Muridae
Gene: Cdca7l
Product: cell division cycle associated 7 like
Biological process (GO): regulation of DNA-templated transcription
Cellular component (GO): cytosol; nucleoplasm; fibrillar center
Source: RefSeq, a predicted model, not a curated record
CACUCCUGGAACUCGGGCUUUGAGAACACUGAGGUUGGCGCUGCAGGAUUUGAUCGGGCCAGGUACCCGGAGCUCAGAAGCGCGUGCAGCCCCAGCUUGAUUCUCCCGCGCGAAACUGAGCGGACUGCUCCACCGCGGACCUGCGCGGUGGGGGGAAGCCCGCGCAACCAAACACGCGGACCAAUGCCAGUCGCGCUCACCCUCUGCGCGCUCCCGCGCCGGCCGUAAGGCUAGGACCGCAGGUGGCGAGGCUCGGGUGCGGGCGCGUGGCCAGAGGCCUUGCGAGGUUGCGCUGCGCUCGCGGAACCGUGCUGUCCCCCCGUUCGUACUCAGUGCGCUGCUCCACGGCAAACUCCGCGCGCUGCGUGCUCGGGGCCGCGCCAGCCCGGGUGGCCGCGUGCAGGGCGCAGGGAAGUGAGCCCAGCAGGGAAGAUGGAGCUGGCCACGCGCUCCCAGAAUGCGUGUUUGCAUUCCAAAUACUUCACAGAAGAACUUAGAAGGAUUUUCAAAGAGGACACAGACUCGGACAAUGAAGAUUUCGAAGGAUUUACGGAGAGUGAGCUGAACAUAGGCAGUAACCCAGAGCUCAUAGAGUCAGAGCUGAGCGAUGGUGACAAAACACAUCCUAUGAUGAGUGACGAGGAGGACGAUGAUGAUGAAGAGGAGGCUGCACCUAGAAGAGGCCGCCAGUCCACGAGAAGCAGUUUUGGCCUCCGGGUAGCCUUUCAGUUCCCCACCAAAAAAACGGCAAAAACGCCAGAUAAAAAUAGCCCGCACUUGCUGGGCGGCAAGACGGAUCUUAGAAGAGAGAAGAGCUGCAGGCAGCCCAAGGAAAAGGAAGACUCUGCUUCUGACGCUGAGGACGAGUCGAGGGCUGAGAGCCAGGAGACUUCAGAUGCUCUGCUGAAAAGGGCCAUGAACAUCAAAGAGAACAAGGCCAUGCUUGCUCAGUUGUUGGCGGAAUUGAAUUCAGUGCCAGAUUUCUUCCCCGUGAGGACGCCACCCUCAGCUUCUAGGAGGAGAACACCUCGACGGGCCUUCUCAGAGGGACAGAUCACACGGCGCGUGAACCCAACCCGGAGCGCACGGCCCCCAGAAAAGUUUGCUCUGGAAAACUUCACCUUCUCAGCCACCAAGCUUACCGAAGAGCUUUACAGUUUCAGAAGAAGAAAGACAAUCAGUGGGGGGAAAUGCCAGAAGUAUAGAAGGCACCGGAUAUCUUCUUUCCGCUCAGUGAAAGACAUCACCGAGGAAGAAUUGGAAAAUAUCGCCAUAACUGUGCGAGAUAAAGUCUAUGAUAAAGUGCUUGGUAACACGUGCCAUCAGUGCCGGCAAAAGACCAUCGACACCAAGACAGUCUGUCGGAACCAGGGCUGUGGCGGUGUGCGGGGCCAGUUCUGUGGGCCGUGCCUGCGGAAUCGCUAUGGGGAGGAUGUGCGGACAGCAUUGCUGGAUCCGAAGUGGACAUGUCCUCCCUGCCGUGGGAUCUGCAAUUGCAGUUACUGCCGGAGACGAGAUGGCCGCUGUGCCACUGGGAUUCUCAUUCAUCUGGCCAAGUUCUACGGUUAUGAUAAUGUCAAGGAGUACCUGGAGAGCUUACAGAAGCAGCUGUAGAAGAUCGUCGAGAGGAGAGGGAUCGCUCCAACGUCACAGGCGAAGUCUCACAAGACGGGCCGGCUCUUUGUGCUAGCCUUGGACGCUUGUUUUCUAGAAUUUACUAGUUUUAAUACUAUUGGGGUUGUUUUUUUUUUUUUAAAGUUUAUAUGCUUAAAAAGAUUUCUCAGGAAAAUAGUAAAGCAGAGAAAUCUGUAUACAGACCUGAAUUGUUACAAGUGUCUGCUGAAGAUUUUAAAAGCACAGUUUGAAAUGGGGCAGAGUUAAUGCUCAGGUAAGUUAUAGCGAAGACCUUGUCUAACCGCUCUUGCCUUUGACGGUCAGCUCCACCAUGGUCACUCCCUUUCUACAGAGGCUGUCACUUUGCCUCCCAAGUGACGAUAGCUCAAACCUGAGAGUUUACCCUGCUCUCAACAUUGAAUUCUGGGUCGUCAGAAAUUUGUAUUGAAGAAUGUUACUCUAAACUAUCAAGUGCAAUUAACCACACACUGUGAGUGAGGCGUCCUUUUUAUUAAGAGACAACAGAAACAGACACUGGAGGCCUCACCGUGCUUGCCUCUUCCUUCCCUCAGGACCUGCCUGGAGCCUGCUGCUUCUAUGUUUUGAAAGUUCUUUUUAGAGAUCUUGCCUUUUAUAGAACCCUCACUGCAUCGUUUCCGAGACUUAGGGAUAUGAGAUAAGCCACGGUGUUGGGGAAAGCUAAAAUCAAUGAGUAUACAUCCCUUAGAGGUGUUUAGCGUUUUUGUUCUUGUGUACUGUGAUUCCCCCUCCUCAAGGAAUAAUUCUCUAACAAAAGAAUGUAUACCUGUUACUGAAGCAUGCUCACUGGGUCUGGCUGAAGCAGGAAGAAUGCAAGUUGUGCCAAGGCCGUUUAUGCUUCUAGUAGUAGAGCUACACCUGCCAGGACCCACUUAGCUAUCCUGUCUUUGCUCCUUAGCCUGAACGUCCACACGUAGGUGAGGCCUCUCGCUUUGGUUUUGUAAACGGGGCACUCAUAGGCAUGCUUAACUUCUUGUCUGUCUGCGGGUAUGGCUUUGGCGAAGAUGACUGGCAUCGUGGAUGUUAACUCCUUAAGACGGGCAUCAACAAGGGCUCCUGACUGGAUGUCCCACCUGGCACCUGUGGCAGAAACAACGGUUGCGUAACUUGCAUGCUGGCACUGAUGCUCUAAUCGUUUGAUGCAAUAAAUGCUCCACUUUUA